GGGCGCCUCCGAGCGGCGCGCGCUUCCGGCACGCGGCGCGCGGCCCCGUGGCGGCUCCCCGCGCGGUGGUCUGCGGGGUUUCUGGGCGAGCGACUCGGUUCGGGCGUGCGUGGGCGCCCGCAGAGGCGCUGAAACAAGAAGCUGGGAAACCUAGGGAUUCCGAGGCCGCCCCAGAAAUGAUUCACGAACUGCUCUUGGCGCUGAGUGGGUACCCAGGGUCCAUUUUCACCUGGAACAAGCGGAGUGGCCUGCAGGUUUCCCAGGACUUCCCGUUUCUUCACCCCAGUGAGACUAGUGUCCUGAAUCGACUCUGCAGGCUUGGCACAGACUACAUUCGAUUCACUGAGUUCAUUGAGCAGUACACAGGCCAUGUGCAGCAACAGGAUCACCAUCCACCCCAGCAGGGCCAAGGUGGGCUGCCUGGGAUCUACCUGAGGGCCUUCUGCACAGGGCUGGAUUCAGUUUUACAGCCUUAUCGCCAAGCACUGCUUGACCUGGAACAAGAGUUCCUGGCUGACCCACAUCUCUCCAUAUCACAUGUCAAUUACUCCUUAGAUCAGUUUCAGCUCCUUUUUCCUUCUGUGGUGGUUGUAGUGGAGCAAAUUAAAAGCCAAAAGAUUCAUGGCUGCCAAAUCCUGGAAACAGUUUACAAACACAGCUGUGGGGGUUUGCCUCCAGUUCGAAGCGCACUGGAAAAAAUCUUGGCCGUAUGCCAUGGAGUCAUGUAUAAACAGCUCUCAGCCUGGAUGCUACAUGGACUCCUCUUGGACCAGCAUGAAGAGUUCUUUAUCAAACAGGGUCCAUCUUCUGGUAAUAUCAGUGCCCAGGCGGAAGAGGAUGAAGAGGAUCUGGGGAUUGGAGGGCUGACAGGAAAGCAGCUGAGAGAACUGCAGGACCUGCGCCUAAUUGAGGAAGAGAACAUGCUGGCCCCAUCUCUAAAGCAGUUUUCCCUGCGAGUGGAGAUUUUACCAUCCUACAUUCCAGUGAGGGUUGCUGAAAAAAUCCUCUUUGUUGGAGAAUCUGUCCAGAUGUUUGAGAAUCAAAAUGUGAACCUAACGAGGAAAGGGUCCAUCUUGAAGAACCAGGAGGACACUUUCGCUGCAGAGCUGCAUCGGCUCAAGCAGCAGCCGCUCUUCAGCCUCGUGGAUUUUGAGCAGGUGGUGGAUCGAAUUCGUAGCACUGUGGCUGAGCACCUCUGGAAGCUAAUGGUAGAGGAGUCAGACUUACUGGGUCAGCUGAAGAUCAUUAAAGACUUUUACCUUCUGGGACGAGGAGAACUGUUCCAGGCCUUCAUUGACACAGCUCAACACAUGUUAAAAACACCACCCACUGCAGUGACAGAGCAUGACGUGAAUGUGGCCUUUCAACAGUCAGCACACAAGGUGCUGCUAGAUGAUGACAACCUUCUUCCUCUGCUGCACUUGACAAUUGAGUAUCAUGGAAAGGACCACAAAGCAGAUGCCACCCAGCCAAGAGAAGGGCCUUCUCGGGAAACGUCUCCCAGGGAAGCCCCUGCUUCCGGCUGGGCUGCUCUGGGUCUCUCCUACAAAGUACAGUGGCCACUGCAUAUUCUCUUCACCCCAGCUGUCUUGGAAAAGUACAAUGUUGUUUUCAAGUACUUACUGAGUGUGCGCCGGGUCCAAGCUGAACUGCAGCACUGCUGGGCUCUCCAGAUGCAGCGUAAGCACCUCAAAUCUAACCAGACAGAUGCAGUCAAGUGGCGCCUAAGAAAUCACAUGGCCUUCUUAGUAGACAAUCUUCAGUACUAUCUCCAGGUAGAUGUGCUGGAGUCUCAGUUUUCACAGCUUCUUCAUCAGAUCAAUUCUACGCGGGACUUUGAAAGCAUCCGAUUGGCACAUGAUCAUUUCCUAAGCAAUUUGCUGGCCCAGUCCUUUAUUUUGCUGAAACCUGUGUUUCACUGCCUGAAUGAAAUCCUAGAUCUCUGUCACAGUUUUUGUUCACUGGUCAGUCAGAACCUGGGUCCACUGGAUGAGCGGGGAGCUGCCCAGCUGAGCAUUCUCGUGAAGGGCUUUAGUCGUCAGUCUUCACUCCUGUUCAAGAUUCUUUCCAGCGUUCGGAAUCACCAGAUCAACUCAGAUUUGGCUCAAUUACUGCUCCGGCUAGAUUAUAACAAGUAUUAUACCCAGGCUGGUGGAACUCUGGGCAGUUUUGGGAUGUGAAAACUGGUUCAUAAAAUGAAGUCACAGUCCUACCACGUUCUGGUGUCUGUAGCAAACCUCCCCAGUCAUCCGUCAAAUGCCUGCAGUCCAGAGGUAUAAAUCCUUCCUACCAUUCCUGGAGGGAAACUGGCUGGGGCCAGCUCUCUCUCUCUCUCCCCGCUCUCCACUCAAAGACUUUGCUCCUUUACACUAAGACAUCUGUUGGGUGGGUUCAUUUGUGCAACAGUGGUGUAUUGAGCAUUUACUAUGUCCCUAUGGACUCUGUGGAAGAUACCACAGAAAACAACUGGUAUCAAUAAAAUGUUUAGGUUUGGUUCAUAUGUAA
Peromyscus leucopus (white-footed mouse) is the source of this 2505-nucleotide messenger RNA. RefSeq names its product tubulin gamma complex associated protein 4 (gene Tubgcp4). Gene Ontology annotation, cellular component: equatorial microtubule organizing center; gamma-tubulin complex; spindle pole. The coding region runs from base 177 to 2180 and encodes 667 amino acids. The transcript is spliced from 18 exons. Gene Ontology annotation, biological process: cytoplasmic microtubule organization; mitotic cell cycle; meiotic cell cycle. Gene Ontology annotation, molecular function: gamma-tubulin binding; microtubule minus-end binding. The record is from RefSeq and is a predicted model, not a curated record. NCBI's taxonomy places the organism in Eukaryota, Metazoa, Chordata, Mammalia, Rodentia, Cricetidae.